Orbicella faveolata is the source of this 2508-nucleotide messenger RNA. RefSeq lists its product as uncharacterized. Lineage: Eukaryota; Metazoa; Cnidaria; Anthozoa; Scleractinia; Merulinidae. The record is from RefSeq and is a predicted model, not a curated record.
UGCAUGGUUGUUUUGGAGAAAACCAUUAAAUUACGCCAACUAUACUUUAUUUGCUCCGGUUUGCUUAAUUUCUUGACGUGCGUCACUUAUCGAUCAAUCUAUUCUUUUGUUAGACUUGAAAUGGCUUUGUUGUAAAUUGCCAAAAACAACUGUCCGCCGCCAGCGAGGCUUGGGAUUGUUAAGAUAAACCAAAGAGGGUUAUUGAUCUCGAUCGGUAAUUGUUUCAACCUUUACCGCUGCGUGGUAGGACGGAAAAUGAAGAUAUUCUUGCAGUAAAUUAGAGGAACUUCGCGACGAAAAUAUUGAUUAUCACCUUGUCUAGGACGUGUCAAACACUUUCUGGCUAAAAUACAGCGAUAAUUAAUCUAACAAGUUUACGGUGAUAGACAAGGAUCGAACCGAUGGAGGGACAAGCAAAUCCGCGUCGACGAUUUAAUUUCAAAACUCGAGUCUUGGUCUUUCUAGCGUACGGUUUGGCGAAACUUGCUUUAAGUAACGCCCAGUUUACAGCAUGUACUACCCGUGGAAAUCACACAGAAGAUAUUUAUCGCGAAGUGCCAAUCAAAAACUCAAGAACAAGUGUAACACUCAGCAGUCCAAACUUCCCCAAGCCUUACCCCCAGAACAUACAAUGUACAUGGAGGAUAGUGGCUCCGAUUGGUUACCAAGUCAAACUCUCUUUUCUGGAAUUUGACCUGGAGAACAAUUACUUGGAGUCUGGUUGCCACGACUAUGUAAGUGUGCGAGACGGUGGUUUAGUGUUCAAGGAAGCCAAAGAAAUAAGCAAGCGAUGUGGCAACAGCAAACCUCCGACUGUCAGUUCCAGUACUGCAGUUCUGUGGAUAAGGUUUCUCACAGAUAAGGAGGUGGAGAAAAAUGGAUUUUCUAUCAAAGUUCUCCCUAUUCGUGGUUCAACAUCAAAGCGGUACAUUGCCAUCGGAGUUCUCGUCAGCUUACUCCUUAUCAUCAUAAUAGCUAUCAUUCUUUGUCGAAAGCGCUUCAAACGCAAUGACACAGAGGCUCCUAAGGUCCGCCAAUACCAGGAGCUCCCUGUCCCAACGGAUGUAGAACCGGAGCAGAGAGACCCUUCCCUGCGUGCACCUGAAAUACCCGAAGAAGAUCUUUGGAGCAGCGAGCGGAAAACGACGGAACUAGAAAAGGGAUCGGGUGCUUUUUAUGUGCCGCCUUUGAGAAAUUCCGAGGCCUCGCGAUAUUGCUUUCUUUUAGAAGAAGGAGAUGCCUUUGAAUUCAAGAGUAAUCGUCCUUUUAAUAAAGCCACAAUAAAGAAGCCCGUGACAAACGAACAUGAAGAGCUGGAAUACACAGAACUACUCACUGUAGUGUGAUAUAGCGUCAGUGAAAUGAUGAGCUGUGAAGAGCUUAAGAAGCGUCCGUUGACUCACAAUAUAUGGUCUACGCUGAAGAGUUUAGAAAUGGUCUGGAUCACCGAUCGACUUGUUAACAAUAAACAAAGAAUUGCAAAGUAAUCAGAAUUACCCACAAUUGCCUGAUGAAAGGACAAUGAUCAAACACUACUGACAGCUUCGAUGUACGUAUAUCUCGCCAUCGUGAUCCAAAAGUAAAGUCAAGUCAAAUAAAGUAAAACUUUAUAUUAACAGGAAGGUCCAUUCAGCUCACGGGCUAGUAUCCAGCGGAAAUAUCCCAUUGCAUCAGUGCAGUCUAAUUUGUAGGCGCUGUAGUCUAUAUACUGGUCUUGUUGUAGCAGACCUGUUCCAUGCAAAGCCACAAUAUUCAUCAAGUAAUUGAAGACUUAUUGUGUUAAAACAAGUAUCUUGAUGCCUCUUUUGUCAAGAAACCUCUAACACGACCCAGAAUACAAACUCUAGUGGCCAUCUUUCUGCACACAUAGUCCGUAUGAGCCCUCUUAGUCAUAAGGAAACACUUCCUGCUCCAAACACAGCUGCAGAGAUUUAGCUUUCCUUUCCUAUGAGGGUUAGGGUCAGAAAGAUUAAGAGCUAGGACCGGAGAGAAAAUCCCCAACACCUGUUUAAUAAAAUUCUAUAACAUACCGUCAGAUGUAGUGCAGUUCAUAAGAAAUUACACACAAACUGCAUGCGGUGACAAACAUAACAAUAAAACGCAUCUUGGAAAACAAAACGUUUCGUGUGUUUCGACAUACAUUUUCAGAAGUGACCGUUUAGAAUAGAAAAUACAUUUAAACCAUCGAAGCACAUUUGAAAAUGAAGUUUCGAAUUAUGUGUUUCUUUUCACCUCCUUGAUGAGCUUCAGUAACAUUCCAAAAAUUCUCGAAUUUGACAAAACAAAUACCAUCAAUUCUCGCAUGUUACUUUGAUCAUUUAUAAGUAUCUCUUACGGGGGAUUAUUAUAAAGGGACUCUUAUUUCAUAGAUGAGGGACAGGCGCAGAUCUAGGAUAAACGGUGACCAAUUUCCGAAACAAUGAGCGCCGAAGAUGCUCCAUAGGAGUUGUUUUGGAUUUUAACUCCCAAAAGUCCCCUUCCCUGGGUUUCUGAGUCAUUCUGAAAAAU